Messenger RNA from Suillus bovinus, 671 nucleotides. RefSeq lists its product as uncharacterized. The record is from RefSeq and is a predicted model, not a curated record. NCBI's taxonomy places the organism in Eukaryota, Fungi, Basidiomycota, Agaricomycetes, Boletales, Suillaceae. The transcript has a single exon. Bases 361 to 648 code for a protein of 95 amino acids.
CAGCCUAAGACCAGGUUUCAAGUUCAAGUUUAAGCUGCGAACAACUUAUAAUAAAGCUGUGUUGCGUCGCGUCAGACAAUAUAAGCAUGACUAUUGGAAGGGUAUUGGCCAUGUACACGGAAGUCCUUGCUCUAUGGCCAAGUGUAAAUCAAGCCUGUGUAUGCUAAGUGACCCUGCAUUUGAAUUCUGAUCGAACAUAGCAAACGUUGACUCGUAACACCAAUGUAACACUAGUCCAAAGAAUGGACGACCGCUCGCGCAGGUUUCCCUAGUCGCACAGAACACUGUAAACAUGGUAUUGGUAUGUACUGCCUGGUCACCUUGUCGGACAAUACAUAAAGUCACCCUUUGCUCCAGCAGAUGUUAAUUCACAUAACCACAUACAUUAUUCCCGCUGCUCCUUCACGAUGCGCAUUGCGACUAUUGUUCUUGUAUCAAUUUCAAUGGUGCUUGGCAUCAUCGGAACCAACGCUGCGGCCACUCCAACGAGUAAGUGAAUUUAUGAGUUGUCUGAACCCCGGAAUUGACAAUGGGCGUAGAUGUUCGUCGGGAGCCGAGCACUACUAUUACUCGACCUUGGGGGGUGUGGCUGGAAACUGCCUCGUGAGCAAGUUAAAGGGGAACAUGACGAGCGAACGGCACAAGUAAGUUAUGACGACGAACGACUAGAG